Molecule: messenger RNA, 1593 nt
Organism: Mixia osmundae IAM 14324
Lineage: Eukaryota; Fungi; Basidiomycota; Mixiomycetes; Mixiales; Mixiaceae
Exons: 4
Coding region: 1-1593 (530 amino acids)
Biological process (GO): mRNA processing; regulation of mRNA splicing, via spliceosome
Cellular component (GO): spliceosomal complex
Molecular function (GO): RNA binding
Source: RefSeq, a predicted model, not a curated record
AUGGACUCGAUGCGAGGCACGACGUUCGAGCAGGACAUACGGUUCGCCGACAAGGACAAGCAGCUCCUCAAGACGAUGAAGUUCCCUGCCGAGUUUGCUCAGAGAGUCGACAUGCGCAAGGUGGAGAUGAGUGUCAUGCGACCGUGGAUUGCCAGGCGAGUGACAGAGCUGCUUGGCAUGGAAGACGAGGUCGUCAUCGAGUACGUCAACGGUUUGCUCGAGGACAAGGCAGCUCCUCUCGUUGAUCCGAAGAAGAUGCAGAUCUCUCUGACCGGCUUCCUCGAACGCAAGACGGCUCCCUUCAUGAUCGAGCUGUGGAAUCUCCUCCUGUCUGCUCAAGCCUCACCUGUCAAAGUGCCUGCUCAGUUCAUCGAGGAGAAGAAGCGAGAGAUGCUGCAGCGCAAGACUCAGUCUGACCAGGAUGCCUCUCAACGUGUGGCCAAUGGCGCACAGCCUGGUCCCACUGGGCCUCGAGAUGCUCCACCCCGUCGACAAUUAGACGAGAUCAGAGCGCGCGAGAUGGCAGACAGGCAGGCUCAAAGAAAUUUCCAAGGCAGCGAUAGAGGCUUCUACGGACGAGGGCGUGGUCGAGGAGGUUUCCAGCCACCGCCUGGACGAGACUCGGGCUACGGAUCAAGAGGACCGCCCCCUCGAAUGCCGUCGCCGCCGCCGCCGCCUAGACGCGAUAACCGCCCUCGCUACUAUGAGCCACCAUCGCGCGAUACUGACCGUCGACCUAGGUCUCGCUCUCGCACACCUCUUCGCCGUGGUCGAGAUUCGCGCAGCCCCGUCAGAUCGCUCUCGCCACGUCCAAGGCAGAGAAGGCGGCGCGAUUCUUACUCACCCUCGCCUCCGCCCAGUCCAGCUCGUAGACGUGUCGGUUCCUAUUCGCCUUCACCGCCGCCCAGAUCGUCUCGACGACCAGACUCGCGAUCGCUCUCCCCGUCGCCGAGAGGAAGGCGUCGAGCCGAUUCGUACUCGCCUGCUCCUCCGCCGAGGGAAAGGCGACGAGCCGACUCGUACUCGCCAUCGCCACCGCCUCGAUCACCUUCGCCUCGCAGAUCGCAAAGAGAUCUUUCUGAAGAACGUCGGCCUCGUCGAGAGGCUUCGUUAGAUCGCAGGGGCUCACGCAGGGCGCGCUCGCCAUCGUCCCAGUAUGAGACAGGCCAUGACUCGCUGGCCAGAAGGAGUACGCGAAGACGAGCAGACUCGCCUCCCAGACGACGUCGCUACGACUCUCGUUCGCCGCCCCCGAGAGAGCGCGCGGCCGAGAGAUCUCGCCGCAGACCGUCUUACUCGCGUUCGCCCUCGCCUCGAUCCUCCCGCGCGAGGAGUGGAUCAGUCCAUUCGGCAAGUCCCCCUAGAGCGGAGAACAGCAGUACUCGUGAACCUUUGCUCAAUAAUGCUUCCGAGACCAGGCCAAAGCAGAUCUCGAUCAAAGGUAGCGCGAAAGCUGUCGAGCCUAUCGUUCGGCCGAGCAUGUCGCCCGAGACGACCCCCGCAGAGCGAGAAUUGCGACUCAAGGAGGACUUGCUCAAGCAAAAGCUGACACGCAGCAAGUCUGCUACGCCUGGCAAGCCAGCGCCUCUCUAG